This is a messenger RNA of Hydra vulgaris (swiftwater hydra), 632 nucleotides long. NCBI's taxonomy places the organism in Eukaryota, Metazoa, Cnidaria, Hydrozoa, Anthoathecata, Hydridae. The record is from RefSeq and is a predicted model, not a curated record.
AUAAAUAAUCUUAUUUAGGAUGGAUGUAGGUCUGAUUAUCUAGAGUUAGUGGAAUUGACAACAAUGGUUUUAUCUGGUGAUGAACAGUACAGGCUAAGAAAACCUGGGCCUGUACACCAUGCCAGAUUUUUGGCAAAGGGAAUAUACUUUCUGAAAAUGCAUCUCCUUCUAAACAACAUUUCUAGCUUGACAGAUUUUGAGAAGAAAGAAAUAAAUGAUAUGGCAUUCUUCACAGCUGUAUUUUACACUGAGUGGUUUAUAAAGGCUGAAAUUCCGGCUGUCGCUCCAUAUCAGGAUAUGAAAGCUCUUUGGCAGACGAUGAGAUACUCAAAAAUCAAUCCUGUCCAGGCAAAACCUGUUAUAGAGUCUCUAAAGAGACACACCUGGUACAUAGACCCAAAUAUUUUAGUUAUGUCUCUUGUUGACAAAAAUGUACAAGAACGGAGUGACAUUGCCAAGAAGUUGUACUCACCCCAAGACCUACAACUUAUGCCAUAGAAAGACAUCAAGUUAAUUUAAAUAUACUGAACUCCCUUAUGUUUAAUGAUGUUACUCCCCCAAGUUUGACCCCGCUUAUAACUGACCAGAGUUGGUUAAUUUUUCAUAUCUUAAACCAUGCAAAUGCUAAAGUA